GGAGGGAGGACGGCUCCGCUGCGCCGUCAGCUGCUUCCGCUCCGCUUCCCUGUUUGGUGGCUUUUUAGGAGAGCAACACAGCCGAGGAGAGGGACAUUAUUGUUGUUGGAAGUUUAUUUAACUCUCUGUGGAGACGUGGACACCGUUUGUGCAACAUUAGGGGGGAUUUAUCUGCCAUGAAAAAGUCAACACGACGAGAGGAUGCCCCGCUGCUGCUAGUGAGCCGACCGGCGCUCCAGUAACUUGUGUCCAGGAGUCAGGGGCCAGUGCCCAGGUUAGCCCCCUGAUCUUUAGCCUGGUCUGCGGGUCGGGAUGGCCACCGGGGUCGCAGCCACGGGGGCGGUGGGACCAGCCAAAAAUUCAGCUGGAACUCGGAAAAUUGCAUUGUCAGAGGGUGUAGGUGCCAGUUCAGCUCAGCCCAUGAAAAAAACUAUUGGCCAUCGGGGAAUUGAUCCCACUGGGGAAACAACAUACAAGAAGACAACGUCUUCGGCCCUGAAAGGUGCCAUCCAGUUAGGCAUCACCCACACGGUGGGCAGCCUAAGCCAGAAACCUGAGAGAGAUGUGCUAAUGCAGGACUUUGAAGUGGUUGAAAGCAUCUUCUUCCCCAGUGAGGGCAGUAACCUGACACCAGGCCACCACUAUAGUGACUUUUUGUUCAAGACUUAUGCACCAAUGGCCUUUCGCUACUUCAGGGAGAUGUUUGGCAUCCGGCCUGAUGACUACCUGUAUUCUCUUUGUAAUGAGCCACUGAUAGAGCUGUCAAACUCUGGGGCCAGUGGAUCUCUCUUCUACGUCUCCAGCGAUGAUGAGUUCAUCAUUAAGACAUUGCAGCACAAAGAGGCAGAAUUUUUGCAGAAAUUACUGCCUGGUUACUUCAUGAAUCUGAACCAGAACAAGCGGACCUUAUUACCAAAGUUUUAUGGACUCUACAAUGUCCAGGCCCAGGGCAAGAACAUUCGUAUUGUAGUCAUGAACAAUCUGCUCCCAUCUGCGGUACGAAUGCACCUUAAGUAUGACCUAAAGGGCUCCACCUAUAAGCGACGGGCCUCAGCCAAGGAGAGGGAGAAGACCCUUCCUACAUACAAGGACCUGGACUUCAUGCAGGACAUGCCUGAUGGCCUGCAGCUGGAGGCUGACAAGUACAGCGCCCUGAGCAAGACCAUACAAAGAGACUGCCUGCUGCUGCAAAGCUUUAAGAUCAUGGACUACAGUCUUUUGGUCGGGAUCCACAAUGUAGACCAGGCCUGUCGAGAGGCGGCCAGGGAAGAGGCAGCGGCAGGCCCUCUGGACCAAAGGAGACCACAAGGCCAGAAGUCCUUGUACAGCACCGCCAUUGAGGCCAUUCAAGGAGAGGCAAGGGGCAAAGGACCCCUGAAUACAGAAGACCAAAUGGGAGGAAUCCCUGCACGAAACGCUAAAGGCGAGAGGCUUCUGGUAUACAUUGGCAUCAUUGACAUUCUUCAGUCCUAUAGAUUGGCCAAGAAGCUUGAACACUCCUGGAAAGCUUUGGUCCAUGAUGGAGAUACUGUAUCAGUACACAGACCGGGGUUCUACGCAGAACGGUUUCAGAGGUUCAUGAACAAUGUAGUCUUCAGGAAGAUCUCACUGAAGGCGUCCCCAUCCAAGAAAGGCCGCGGGCUGGGCCAUGUCGCUGUGAGAAAGGCCAACAUGGGAGGCUCCGGGCCUUUUCUACAGACUCAGACCAGCAGCAGCAGCAGCCACCAGUUUUUAGCCCAGCGAUCCAUCAGCACUGAGACCAAAACAGACACGGAACAGGACAACGUCAUGCAGCCAGGUCGCCCUGACCUACUCCCAAAGACCUCAGCGCAUGACAACAUGACUGGUAACUCUGCCGAAACCACUUUCUCCACCAUUUUGGCAACUUCUGGGCCAGUUCCUGCAAAUCUGCCCACUGCUUUAUCUCUCGACUCCUCCAAGUCAGUGGGAGUGGAAGUGCCCACGUCAUCCAGCUCAGAGCAGGAGGCCAGCAUCACCAAAAAAGUCGAGCUUGGGACUCUGGAAGACAGUAUCGGUGCUGAGGAUGUAAUCUCGCUCAGCGACAUCGUUCCUCACACAAGCAAAUGCUCUGUGUAAGUAAACUUAGAAGAUGGUUCCUGCACAGAUGGAACUGCUCAUCACCUGCUUUGGUACGAUUUGGGUACCAAAAGUGGAAGGACAGUAACAGAAGCAUGUAAUGUAUCGGAGAGAGCAAUUAAACAUACCUAUAAUGAGACCAAGCUGCCAGUUUUCCAAACCUCGGACUGGAUUCCUUAUCAUAUGAGCAUGUAUGUAGGUGUCUUUGUUUUCUGACUUUUUAAUUAGUGGUAGAUGGGGUGCAUUAAUGCUGCGUCAGGACCCGCACAACCAAAGACAGAUCUUGGGACUCGUGUACUCAAGCACGCCGGCAGGAGGUAACAACGUGCAACCUGAAGACUUUGCCUUAUGAGAACCAGCCUUCAUCAUUCUUGCCCAGUCCUACUGAGAUGUCUGUAGCCUGUCUCUUCUGUUUUUUUGUGAUUUGAUCCUUCACUGUGUGAACUGAAUCACUGCAGAUCUUCCUCACACUUCUCACUCGGCUGUAGAAGUGCCACCGUACUAUCAUCCAGAGGCCCGCACUGCUACCGCUGCUGUUUUGUUUGGCAUUCAGAAUUCAGUGUUUUGACACAACACUAUGUUUUUGGGAACACAUUUUUUUAAAAACAGAAUUAUGAUUAUUUUUUAUUAUUGUUAAUAUUUUGAUUUUACUACGGUAGACAUGGUAGGCUUUCCUCCCUCUGAGCUUACUGUGAAUGCAAAUUAUGCUGGAAAGACAAAUGUAUGUACACUAUAUUUUAAGAUGGAUGAUCCUCAGCCUGAGGCCCCUGUGCUUUCUACUUUUAAAGACUGUGAAUCCUAAGUAGUAUUUAUCAACUUGAGGUCGGCGUGCAGGUUAGUGUUUCUGUUUAUAUAUUGUAAGAUCUGAUAAGAGUUUCAGCCUUAUGUUUUUUUUAAACUGGGAACCUUCAUUUGAUUGGCUUAUAUUUUAAGUGUGACCAAAGAACUGGUAGUGAGAUAACUUUGGAGAAAAGGACCACAAAAGAAGGCAUCUGGUGUCUUGACCUCAACUAUCGUCUAGCUGCCUUCUCUUUCAUUAGCGUAAAAGUGGUGAUGGCUGCCUGGUGUGUAAAGGUUGAAAAAGCAAUGCUGUGUGCCUACUUGUGUCUUGUGAACUCAAAUGGGUAUGCAGUUUUGAAGAUUAAGAUUCUGCGUCAUUUAAGUUGUAAGUUCGACCACUAAAAAUGGGUGUGCAGUGCUUGAAUUGGAUAUUCUUUAUAAGUAGUUCAUUCUCCCUAGCGUCUUACUGUAUAAUUUGGUUUUUGGUAAAUUCAGAAAUAGCCGUGGCUCUUUAAAUUCUUUGCCAUGGAGCACAAAAGAAGUUUGAUCAGGCAUUUGAAUCUCAUCAAGUCUUUUUUUUACUGUUCAGAACAAAUAUAUUUGCACUACAAGAGAAUGCAAAAAACACUGGAUUUGCCAUAAGUUAUUGUUAAUGUUCUUGAUGACUAUGAAAUUUCAGAAAUUAGGUGUAUGUAAAUCUUAAGUGUUAUCCACUAAUCUGUCAUGAUAAAAUAUUGAGAACUAAGUUUCAGUACAAGCAUAAUUGUUUACAUCAUUUUAUAUGGCUAGUUUUAUAAAGCUUGUAAGUCAUAUGAAGAUGUUAUUUGAUAAAAUUGGCUUUAUAUCAGACUGCCAGACAAUGCUGUGUCCCAAUGUUGAAGAGAAGACGUGAGUUUAAUGUACAAAUUGAGGCAACCGAGAAACAUUCAGCCUAUGAACCAAAUAUUUAAUUAAGGUGUAUUUAUUAUUCAUUUGUUCUGUUAUUUAUUCUGUCUUCACAAAUGUUUGGUAGCUUUAUGCAAUAACUGUGGCUGUCAAUGGGUUUUCCAUGAGGAAGACAGACUUGUCUCUAAUACCUGCGCUGGUAAAAAUUCAAACAUUCCUUGUGAUUUUCCAGCAGUGCUUAUGAUUUAUAUUGUAAUACCUGUAAAGAAAAAAAAAAAUCCUGUAUGUUUUUCAGUACAUCUGAAUAUAAGAGUCACAAUGCCUCUUCACAGGAUAUGAAUUAUCCAUUUUUCUUCCUCAUGCUAUUUUGGGGCUGUAAUGUGUACAUUUUACCUGAAGUUAUUACAAAAAGGGAAAAAUGUUGA
Molecule: messenger RNA, 4187 nt
Organism: Myripristis murdjan (pinecone soldierfish)
Lineage: Eukaryota; Metazoa; Chordata; Actinopteri; Holocentriformes; Holocentridae
Product: phosphatidylinositol 4-phosphate 5-kinase type-1 alpha-like
Exons: 16
Coding region: 313-2097 (594 amino acids)
Biological process (GO): phosphatidylinositol phosphate biosynthetic process
Cellular component (GO): plasma membrane
Molecular function (GO): 1-phosphatidylinositol-4-phosphate 5-kinase activity
Source: RefSeq, a predicted model, not a curated record